Molecule: messenger RNA, 3498 nt
Organism: Lithohypha guttulata
Lineage: Eukaryota; Fungi; Ascomycota; Eurotiomycetes; Chaetothyriales; Trichomeriaceae
Exons: 1
Coding region: 1-3498 (1165 amino acids)
Biological process (GO): DNA-templated transcription; regulation of DNA-templated transcription
Cellular component (GO): nucleus
Molecular function (GO): DNA binding; zinc ion binding; DNA-binding transcription factor activity, RNA polymerase II-specific
Source: RefSeq, a predicted model, not a curated record
AUGGAUGGUGGCUCUCCUGUAGAUCUCGACUCGUCUUGGCAAUACGAUAUUCCGCCUGAUGAAAAUGACAACGACCACGAUAUACACAUUGAGACAUCUGGAGUAUCGGCAAGUCACGAUGCACCAGAUGGAAAGCAGUAUCGACCUACUAUGAAGGCCAUUGGUUCAAUGACCGAGAACACCAGCAAUCAAUCAUCCCCAGCCACGAAGUUGCAGCAGCACUUGAGUGAAAAGCCAGACGAUGGGGAGGAACACACUCCCGCAUGGAUCGAGCUCAAGACGAAAGCUGGCAAAGAACGGAAAAGACUGCCCCUAGCAUGUAUCGCUUGUCGGCGUAAGAAAAUCAAAUGCUCCGGAGAAAAGCCAGCGUGUAAACAUUGUCUCAAGGCACGAACGCCGUGUGUCUACAAGGUGACAACUCGGAAAGCAGCUCCAAGGACUGACUACAUGGCAAUGUUGGACAGGCGCUUGAAGAGGAUGGAAGAUCGUGUCAUCAAGAUCAUCCCGAAGGAGGAUUUACCAGAUACUUCACAAAGAUCUUCAGUACGUCCUCCACUUCCAGGGACCAGACUUGACGAAAGAAACGAAGAGACUGGCAAGCGUCCACUCGAUGAAGCUUUCGAACGAGAGCUCCGAGAUUGGUCUAAACCACGAACUGGAAGUACUCAACUCGACACAGCGGCGAAAACAAAAACGUUUCGAGACUCCGAGAACAGACUCUUCACUGAAGGUGUCGAUGCUUUACCACCGUCACAGAUCCAGGAACAUCUAGCAGAAGUGUUCUUUGACUGCGUAUAUGGCCAAGCAUAUCUUCUUCUGCACAAGCCGAGUUUCAUGAGGAAACUGAAAGCAGGAGCCGUGCCGCCUGUCCUGAUGCUGUCAAUAUGUGCAAUCUCUGCACGGUUCUCUACCCAUCCUCACAUGGAUACAGAACCUGCCUUUCUCCGUGGAGAGCAAUGGGCGACCCCGGCACGUUCCAUAGUUGAGAAACGCCAUUUUGAACCAAAUAUCACAAUCCUGACGUGUAUGGUAAUUCUGGGGCUGCACUAUUUUGGUACUUGUGAAGGUGGUCUUUCUUGGUCUUUUGGAGGACAAGCAAUGAGAAUGGGAUAUGCUCUACAACUGCACAAAGAGCUUGACCACGACUCUCUAGGCGUGGCACAAGCAGAAAGAGCAGCAGCAUCUGGGAAACCGGUACCACAAAUACCAGAAUUGUCAUUCCUCGACCGCGAGAUACGAAGAAGAACUAUGUGGGCGUGCUAUCUCAUGGACACGUUUAAUUCUUCCGGCACUGAACGACCCUCUUUUCUCAACGAGGACUACUUCUUCAUCCAGCUUCCAGUCAAAGAGUUGCAUUUCCAGAUGGAGAUACCAAGCCAUACGGAAGACAUCAACGGCCAUACUCCACUCAAUGUACCAAGUGAUGCGCUGGAUGACUCCACGAAUGAUGUCAAGUCUAACAUGGGUGUUGCCGCGUAUCUUAUCAGAGCUGUGGUAAUCUGGAAACGUGUUGUCAGGUAUCUCAACCUGGGUGGAAAAGAGAAGGAUCCGUACCCAAUUUGGGAUCCAUUAUCACAGUUCGCUGUUCUCCAGAGGCAAAUAACACAAUUGAAAUCUUCACUACCACCAUCACUGGAGUACAAUCAGGAGAAUUUACAGAUCCACGUGACCGAGCGCGUAGCCAACCAGUUUAUCUUCCUUCACAUCAUCAUCGCUCAGAACAGCUUAUUCCUACAUCGAUUUGCGAUACCAACAGCACCAAAUACGCAUCGACCGUAUCCUCCUAACACACCAAAAUCGUUUCUAGCGACUGCAGCAACUACUGUUCUAGAUGCAGCUUCACAUAUCUCAAAUCUCUUGGGAGACAGCACAGGGCAUACUUUGACAGCGCCAUUUGCGGGAUAUUGUGCAUACGCAAGUGCCACCGUGCAUAUUUGGGGGAUCUUUAGCAGGAAUCUCAUGCUUGAGAAGAGUUCCAGGGAUUGUCUCAGGCACAAUUACAGGUACUUGAACAGGAUGAAGAGGUACUGGGGAAUGUUUCACUACAUGGCAGAAAGUAUCAGAGAUGUUUACCGUUUGUUUGCUGAUGCAGCUGCUCGCGCGAAUAAAGCCUCGCAGUCCAAUCUUAUACCAAUGAUCAAUGGUCAAGCUGAUGUACUAGGGGACGGCGCAGUCGCAGCUGAGCAAAACUCGAGGGCCGCAAGUCCUAGUCUGGGCAAGGAUCUGGACGCCGAUUCAACACGAUCAAAACCGGAGGCGGCGAAAGUGCAAGUCUUCCAAUAUGGUGACUGGUUCAACAAAUAUCCGCAUGGUGUGUCAGAACAAGAAUGGGAAAAAACUCGUCUUCCUCAUCGUAGCGAAACACAGAAAGGCACAGAAGCAGUCAUGUCACAAAGAGCAGAGUCGCAAUCGGUUGAAGAGUUUUUCGCAAGCCUGACACCACCAAGUAAAGCUGAUGAAGGGCCAAGCAAGAAGAAACCAGCUCGGAAAAGGGGUAAGAGUAUGGCGGAAUCAACUAAAACCAAAGAGUUGAAUACAGAGCAUAGUCGGAAGCAGCCACCUCCCAGUCGAACACAAUCGUUGAUGGUAGAUGGAACAAAGACACCACGUCCGAAUCAACCACUCUCAUCAGCCAGCUUAUACCCUCUGUCAGAGCGCAACUGGCCUCAUCUCGGUAACGCGAACCCUGAUAUCGAUGUCCCCAUGUCUGGCGUCUCAGCAGGUCUACAAUCUGGGCAAGGUAACUCGGCAUUUGACUUAUCCUCGCCUUCUUCCCUCUUUCCGGCCUUCCAUACUACUACCGCACUAACUUCAAAUCCUCAACAAAACCAACACAACUCGCCUUUCGAGUAUACAUCUCCUGCCUCCUCGUCCAACACAGCCUCUGUUGCGAACAACACAAACAGUUCAAUCUCCGGUAUGAGCUUUAACUUCAACUACACUUCUGCAGUACCGCAACUCGACCGCGCAAUGGUCUUCGGCGGCUAUAGUGGCAUCGAUCCUGCUCAAUCUGGAGCCACUAAUGCUCUAAACAACCCCAACAUCGACUUCUGGAUGAAUCCUUGGGACGCAUCGAUCGGUAGCGUUGACGUGGAUGGCUUCUCUGGUUUCAAUGACCCUUCCCUUGGUCUCAGCGCAGGCACCGGGCCGUUGAGCGUCUCGUCUACCUCCAAUGCCGAUGAUAGACGGCGCAGCAGCGUCCAACAGCCGCGUCCGCAGCAGCGAGACACAAAGUCUGUCUAUGAGGACAUCAACAGGAACUUGGGUAACACCUCUCAGCACCAAAACAUGAGCAGUACAGCGUGGUUUAUGCCUUUCAACAUUGAGCCGCCCAACGCUUCGCUUUCGAACCAUGCUGGUGGAAUGACUAUGGACACGAAUACAGGUCUAGGAACUUCAGAUCUGAAUGACUUUAGUAAUUUGGAUAUGAUGGAUUUGAGAGAAUGGGCACCUUUCUCUCCCGGGUUGGGGUCGAAUCAUGGGGGAGGUGAUCUAUAA